AUGACUAAUAUUAAAAAUACGUCGAAAGAUAUAAAACAAGAAGAAGUCUUGCAAGCGGUUGUUAUUGCUGAUGACUUCGAUGGAAUUUUUUCUGAUUACUGCGUACCUGAUAAUGUGGUAUUCAUGCCAAUUGCCAAUAUAAAAGCAUUCGAAUACACUUUAGAAUAUUUAGGACGUUGCGGAUUUCACGAAACAAUAUUAUAUAUUUCAUCUCAUAAAAAUAUCGAUGAAAUAAUUAAAUAUGAGAAAUGUCGAUGGCUGGAUCCUUUAUCACCUAUGAAAGUAAUAAUUAUACAUGUAAAAGAAAAAAUAAGAUCAUUAGGUGAUGCCCUAAGAGAUAUAGACAAUAGAGCAAUCAUUAAAACUGAUUUUGUUUUAUUAUCUGCAUGUACAGUGUCAAAUAUUAACUUAAUUAAUAUAUUGAACCAUCAUAGGCAGCUUCGUUGUAAAGACAAGGGUGCUGCUAUGACACUUAUACUUCAAGAUGUUGGUUCUAAAGAUCAAUGUUUAGAUGAUUCCAGUUAUGUAAUUAAUGCAAAUUCUAAGCAAUUGUUAAUGCAUGUUAAACAUUCAAAAUUAAAAAAAUUUGAAAUUCCAUUGGAACAUCUUUCUCAAAAUGUAAAUAUUAAUAUUUACAGUAGUCUUAUGGACACUGGAAUUGCCAUAUGUUCUCCAUCAGUACCUCUUUUAUUUUCCGAUAAUUUCGAUUUUCAAACAAAGGAUGAUUUUAUUAGAGGUUUACUUUUAAACGAAGAAAUAAUUGAUAGUAGAAUAUAUUGUUAUCAAAGUGAUAACAGUUAUGGAUUAACUGUUAAAAAUUGGCCAACUUUUCAAAAAGUAUGCAUGGACUGCCUUCACAGGUGGACAUUUCCUUUCGUGCCUGAUCAACCAUUUUCAACGGAAAAACCAUACUCUUCCCACAGGAAUUUUAUUUACAAGCAGCAGAAUGUUCAUUUAGGAAAUAAUUUAAAGUUAGAUGGGGAUGUCAUGAUCGGUUUAAACUCAAACGUGGGACAAAAUUCAACCAUAUUGAGAUCUAUUAUCGGUGAAAAUUGUAAAAUAGACGAUAAUGUUUUCAUAAAAGAUUCUUUCAUAUUUAAAAAUAGUAAUGUACAGAAAAAUUGUAAAAUAGAAUUGUCAGUUAUUGGAACAAACACCAGUAUUCGAGAAAAUGGAGAAUUGAAAAAUUGUCACGUUGGAGCAAAUGUUGACGUGAGUGGGAAAUGGGAAAACGUAAUAAUGAAAAAAUCACCUCCCGAUAACACAACGAAAAAAUGGACGAAGGUGAAUGGAAGUUGUUAUUACAUAAAAAUGACGUCUGAUAAAUACGGAUCGGAAGAAGCUGAUAAUUCGAUUUAUGAAUUGGGAUUAAACGAUCCGGAUGCCGAACAUGUUGAAAUGUACGAAGACGAAGAAGAUGAUGAUGAAUCUGAAGCCGGUAGCGAAACGUCGGGAGAGCAACCGGAUGAUAUCACACUGUUUUAUUCCGAAGUCGUGGACAGUCUUCAUCGUGGUUUCGAAGAAAAACUCUCGUGCGAUAAUUUAAUACUCGAAAUAAAUUCAUCGAGAUACGCUUACAACGUCGUUUUGUCUGACGUCACAAUUUUCACACUCAAAGGAAUAUUGUUGCUCCCGCCAAGAGUGAAUUCAAACACGAAAACCGUUUUAAAUUAUUUUUUACCCGUUUUGAAAAAUUACAUAAAAUCCGUCGAAGCACAAUCGGAUUCUCUCGGUUUGAUAGAAGUAAUUUUUUGUUUUUUUUUUUUAAAUUUAAUUAAUACUAAAAGUUUGCAUUUUGAUGAAAAUGUUUUUAGAAAAUGUCGCUUUACCUUUGUCGCGAACGAAAUAAAUGAAGAAUUGGGUAACGAAGUGGCGAAAAUUUUACAUUUUUUGUACGACAACGACAUUUUGUCGGAAGAUAACAUAUUAGACUGGCAUAAAAAUUUAAAUAAAAAUUCUCCCAUUUUAAGUAAAGUAGCUCCUUUGAUAAAAUGGUUGAAUGAGGCUGCAGAAGAAUCAUCAUCCGAAGAUGACAGCGAAAGUUAG
Molecule: messenger RNA, 2046 nt
Organism: Pediculus humanus corporis (human body louse)
Lineage: Eukaryota; Metazoa; Arthropoda; Insecta; Psocodea; Pediculidae
Product: eukaryotic translation initiation factor 2B, epsilon subunit, putative
Exons: 11
Coding region: 1-2046 (681 amino acids)
Cellular component (GO): eukaryotic translation initiation factor 2B complex
Molecular function (GO): guanyl-nucleotide exchange factor activity; translation initiation factor binding; translation initiation factor activity
Source: RefSeq, a predicted model, not a curated record